CCCGCGCCGCCCGGCGCCUGAAAGGAGAGGCCCGCGCGUCUCCCGCCCCGCCUCGGUCCGUGGGCUGCUCGGUUGGGCUCCCAGGCGGUUUUGAUGGCCUCCUGGCUCUACUGCUGCAAUGAAGAAAGGUCUUCAACAAAAAGUCAUCUCCAGAGCAAAGGUGCCGCCAUCAUCUCUCUCUCGUAGUCCACCAUCUCUUAUGUCCAAUAUGAGAUCUAGGUCACUUUCACCUUUACUUGGAUCUGAGGCUUUGCCUUUUUGUUCUGGAGGACAGUGGUGUGAGCAAGUGGAUUUCACAGAUGAAAGUGGUAUGCUUUUGGACUACCAAGACCAUAAAGGAGCUGAUUCAUGUGCAGGUGUCCGAUACAUUACAGAGGCCCUCAUUAAAAAACUCACUAAACAAGACAAUUUGGCCUUGGUAAAAUCUCUGAACCUUUCACUUUCUAAAGAUGGUGGCAAGAAAUUUAGGUAUAUCGAGAAUUUGGAAAAAUGUAUUAAACUUGAAGUACUGAAUCUCAGCUGUAAUCUAAUAGGGAAGAUUGAGAAAGUGGAUAAGCUGUUGAAGUUACGGGAACUCAACUUGUCAUAUAAUAAAAUCAGCAAAAUUGAAGGCAUAGAAAAUUUGUGUAAUCUACAAAAGCUAAACCUUGCAGGAAAUGAAAUUGAGCAUAUUCCAGUAUGGUUAGGUAAAAAAUUAAAAUCUUUACGAGUCCUUAAUCUAAAAGGCAACAAGAUAUCAUCGCUCCAGAAUGUAAGCAGGUUGAAACCACUUCAAGAUUUGACUUCUCUGAUCCUAGUUGAAAACCCAAUUGUGGCCCUUCCUCAUUACCUCCAGUUUACUAUAUUCCAUCUCCGUUCAUUGGAAAGUUUGGAAGGUCAACCAGUAACCACUCAGGAUAGACAUGAGGCUUUUGAAAGAUUCAGUCUAGAAGAGAUAGAAAGACUGGAAAAAGACCUAGAAAGGAAGAUGAUGGAAACCGAAGAACUUAAAAGCAAGCACACAAAGUUCCUUGAGGAAAUUAAAAAUCAAGAUAAACUGAAUAAAACAUUAAAAGAGGAGGCCAUGUUACAUAAGCAGAACUUUGAGGAGCUAGAGAGUGACCUAAACACAAAAAAUGAAUUGCUAAAACAGAAGACCAUGGAACUAACACGAGCAUGUCAGAAGCAAUAUGAGCUAGAACAGGAAUUGGCCUUUUAUAAAAUUGAUGCUAAAUUUGAGCCACUAAAUUAUUAUCCAUCAGAGUAUGUUGAAAUUGAUAAAGCCCCAGAUGAAAGCCCUUACAUUGGCAAAUCUAGGUACAAGAGGAAUAUGUUUGCUACGGAGAGUUACAUUGUCCAUAAUGCAGUACAGAUGAAGAUGAUGGAGCCACGUGAAGGAGAACAACUUAGAAAUGAACAUAUGAACCUAAGAGCCCAUUCACCACUGGAUAUACAACUAGAGGACAAAGGGGAAAAAAUAAGCACAGCACAAACUCGACUGUCACAACUGCAGGAUGAAAUAGAAAAGGCUGAACAAAAAAUUUUAAGAGCUACUGAAGAAUUUAAGCAACUGGAAGAAGCCAUCCAACUAAAAAAAAUUUCAGAAGCAGAGAAGGACCUCCUUUUCAAGCAGUUGAGUGGUAGAAUACAACUUGUAAAUAAAUUACGCCAGGAAGCUAUGGAUCUGGAAGUGCAGAUGGAAAAGCAAAGGCAAGAUAUUGCUGAAAAGCAGGAGGAGAUCAAUGACCUGCAAAUGGCCAUAGAUAACCUGGAUUCCAAAGAUCCAAAGCAUUCCCAUAUGAAGGCUCAGAAAAGGGGUAAGGAACAACAGCUUGACAUUAUGAACAAGCAGUACAAACAACUUGAAAGCCGUUUGGAUGAGAUACUUUCUAGAAUCGCUAAGGAGACUGAAGAGAUAAAGGACCUUGAACAACAGCUUACUGAAGGCCAAAUAGCAGCAAAUGAAGCCCUGAAGAAGGACUUAGAAGGUGUCAUCAGUGGGUUGCAGGAAUACCUGGGGGCUGUGAAAAGCCAGGCAACUCAGGCCCAGAAUGAAUGCAGGAAGCUACAGGAUGAAAAAGAGACAUUGAUGCAGAGAUUGACCCAAGUCGAGCAGGAAAGGGACCAGCUGGAAAUAGUGGCCAUGGAUGCAGAAAAUAUGAGGAAGGAGCUUGCAGAGCUGGAAACUGCCCUCCAGGAGCAGCAUGAGGUGAAUGCGUCCUUGCAACAGGCUCAAGGAGAUCUCGGUGCCUAUGAAGCUGAACUAGAGGCUCAGCUGAAAAUACGGGAUGCUGAAGCCAGCCAGCUCAAGGAAGAGCUGGAAAAGCUCACAAGGUUUACCCAGUUAGAACAGUCCGCCCUUCAAGCAGAACUUGAAAAGGAAAAGAAAGCCCUCAAGGAUGCCCUCGGAAAAGUCCAGUUCUCAGAAGAAAAGGAACAAGAGAACAGUGAACUCCGCACAAAACUUAAACAACUGCAGGAUGACAAUGACUUGUUAAAACAGCAACUUACAGAUUUCCAGAAUCAUCUUAACUGUGUGGUUGAUGGUUUGAUUCGCCCAGAAGAAGUGGCAGCUCGUGUGGAUGAGCUAAAGAGAAAACUGAAAUUAGGAACUGGUAAAAUGAGAAUCCAUAGUCCUUCAGAUAUCUUAGGGAAAAGUCUUGCUGAUUUACAGAAACAGUUCAGUGAAAUCCUUGCACGCUCCCAGUGGGAACGAGAGGAAGCACAAGUUAGAGAGCGCAAACUCCAGGAAGAAAUGGCUCUGCAGCAAGAGGAACUGGCACACGGACAAGAGGAGUUCAGGCGGGCCUGUGAGAGAGCCCUUGAAGCAAGGAUUAAUUUUGAUAAGAGGCAACAUGAUGCAAGAAUCCAGCAGUUGGAGAGUGAAAUCCACUAUCUGCAAGAAAAUCUGAAAAGUAUGGAGGAAAUUCAAGGCCUAACAGAUCUUCAACUUCAAGAGGCUGAUGAUGAAAAGGAGAGAAUUCUGGCCCAGCUUCAAGAGUUAGAGAAAAAGAAGAAACUUGAAGAUGCCAAAUCUCAGGAGCAGUUUCUUGGUUUAAAUAAAGAACUGAAGAAACUGAAGAAAGCUGUUGCUGCCUCUGAUAAACUCGCCGCAGCUGAGCUCACUGUUGCCAAAGACCAGCUGAAGUCCUUGCAUGGAACAGUUAUGAAAAUUAACCAGGAGCGAGCAGAGGAGCUGCAGGAGGCGGAGAGGUUCAGCAGAAAGGCAGAGCGUGCGGCCAGGGAUCUGACCCGAGCAGAAGCAGAGAUCGAGCUCCUACAGCAUCUUCUCAGGGAGAAAGAGGAGCAGUUUCGAAUUGAAGAAAAAGCAAAUGUAGGGACUGGAGAAGCGAAUGCACAGGUGCUAGAGACUGAGAAACUGAAUGAGACAAUGGAGAGACAAAGGACAGAGAUUGCAAGGCUGCGGAAUUUACUAAACCUCACUGGGGCUGACAACAAAGGAAGCAUUGAAAAUGUUUUAGAAGAAAUUGCUGAACUCCGCCGUGAAGUUUCUUGUCAGAAUGAUUACAUCAGCAGCAUGGUAGAUCCUUUCAAAAGACGAGGCUGUUGGUAUUUUAUGCCGCCACCACCCUCAUCAAAGGUGUCCAGCCAUAGUUCCCAGGCCACCAAAGACUCUGGAGUUGGCCUGAAGUACACAGCCUCAACUCCUAUUAGAAAACCACGUCCUGGACAGCAAGAUGGGAAGGAAGGUAGUGGGCUUCCACCUGCCUCAGGAUACUGGGUCUAUUCUCCCAUAAGAAGUGGGUUAUAUAAGUCAUUUUCAAAUAAAGAUGCAGACAGCGAAGGAGGUAGCCAGGAAGAGAGUGAGCUGGAUGACCAAGAAGAACCCCCAUUUGUGCCUCCUCCUGGAUACAUGAUGUAUACUGUGCUUCCUGAUGGCUCUCCUGUACCCCAGGGCAUGGCCUUGUAUGCACCACCGCCUCCUUUGCCCAAUAACAGUCGGCCUCUCACUCCCGGCACUGUUGUUUUUGGCCCACCUCCUGCUGGGGUCCCCAUUGUGUAUGGGCCUCCGCCAGCCAACUUCUCCAUUCCCCUCAUCCCUAUGGGUGUGCUGCAUUGCAACGUGCCAGAGCAUCAUAACUUAGAGAAUGAAGUUUCCAGAUUAGAAGACAUAAUGCAGCAUUUAAAAUCAAAGCGACAUGAAGAACGGUGGAUGAGAGCAUCCAAACGGCAGUCUGAGAAAGAAAUGGAAGAACUGCAUCAUAAUAUCGAUGCUCUUUUGCAAGAGAAGAAAGACUUAGAGCAUGAAGUAGAAGAAUUACAUAGAACUAUCCAGAAACAUCAGCAGCGAAAGGACUUCAUUGAUGGAAAUGUUGAGAGUCUUAUGACGGAACUAGAAAUAGAGAAAUCACUCAAACACCAUGAAAAUAUUAUAGACGAAAUCGAGUGCAUUGAGAAGACUCUACUGAAACGUCGCUCAGAGCUCAGGGAAGCUGAUCGCCUCCUCGCGGAGGCUGAGAGUGAGCUUUCAAGCACAAAAGAGAAGACAAAAAAUGCUGUUGAAAAGUUCACUGAUGCCAAGAAAAAUUUAUUGGAAACCGAGUCAGAUGCUGAGGAGUUAGAAAGGAGAGCUCAGGAAACUGCUGUUAACCUUGUCAAAGCUGAUCAGCAGCUAAGAUUGCUCCAGGCUGAUGCAAAGGAUUUGGAGCAGCACAAAAUUAAGCAAGAAGAAAUCUUGAAAGAAAUAAACAAAGUUGUAGCAGCAAAAGACUCAGACUUACAGUGCUUAAACAAGAAAAAAGAACAACUGACAGAAGAGCUUCAGAAACUGCAGAAAGACAUCGAGACAGCAGAACACAGUGAGGAUCACCACCUGCAGGUCCUUAAGGAAUCGGAGACCCUCCUUCAGGCUAAGCGAGCUGAAUUGGAAAAGCUGAAAAGCCAGGUGGCGAGUCAACAGCAGGAGAUGACUGUCUUAGACAAGCAGCUGGCACAUAAAAAGGAGGAGCUGCAGCUCCUCCAAGAAAGUCUGAUCCAGGCAAAAGCUGACCUCCAGGAAGCUCUAAGACUGGGAGAAACUGAAGUAGCUGAGAAAUGCAGUCAUAUCAGGGAAGUAAAGUCUCUUCUGGAAGAACUGAGUUUUCAGAAAGGAGAACUGAAUGUCCAGAUUAGUGAAAAAAAAACACAACUUGCACUUAUAAAGCAGGAAAUUGAAAAAGAGGAAGAAAAUCUUCAGGUGGUUUCAGGGCAAAUGUCUAAACAUAAAGCUGAACUGAAGAAUAUUCUGGACAUACUGCAAUUGGAAAACAAUGAGCUACAAGGUUUGAAGCUACAACAUGAUCAGAAGGUGGCUGACUUAGAGAAGAUUCAGGGUGAAGUGCUACAGGAAAAACUGCUAUUGGAGAAUUUGCAGCAGACAGCCCAGCAACAGAAAGCGGAGAUAGAAUGGCAGAAGCAGCUCUUUGAGAGGGACAAACGGGAAAUAGAGCGAAUGACUGUUGAAAUCCGAGCACUACAACCAUGUGUGGAAUGUUUGAGCAAAGAAAAGGAAGAUCUCCAAGACAAGUGUGACAGCUGGGAAAAGAAACUGGCACAAACCAAAAGGGUUUUAGCAGCUACAGAAGAAACUAACAGAAUGGAGCAGUCAAACUUAGAAACGUUGGAACUUCAAGUGAGAAGGCUGCAGCAGGAACUAGAGCGCCUACAUGGAGACAAGCUCUCGGCACAGCAGGGCAUCUCGGCAGCACAGCAGCAGCUGCAAGAAAAACAAGAAGCAGUAAAAUCACUACAAGAGGAACUAACUAAUGUUCAAGACCAUUUGAAUGUAGCCAAACAGGACCUGCUUCACACCUCCAAGCGCCGGGACACACUGCUGGGUGAGCAGAGCCAGCUGCAGGAGGACAUCAGUGAAUGGAUAAAGAGGUUCGAGAACUGUCAGAAAGAAGAGGAGGCGAAACAGCAGCAACUGCAGCUGCUUCAGAAUGAGAUUGAAGAAAACCAGCUCAAACUAGAGCAGCAGGAAACGAUGCUUCAGAAACUUCAGAAAGAGAGAGAGAGUGAAGAAAAAACAUGGGAAGACAGUAAAGUGACACUGACAGAGCAGCAGCUCCAGCUGGAGAGGGAGUUGGCACAUCAGCAGAGCAGGCUGGACCAGAUGCGCACAGAGGUGCUGGCGGCCGAAGAGCGGGUCAGGACUCUGCAGGAAGAGGAGAGGUGGGGUGAGAGUCUCGAGAAGACGCUGUCCCAAACAAAACGGCAGCUGUCCGAACGGGAGCAGCAGUUAAUUGAAAAGUCAAGUGAGCUGCGGGCGCUGCAGAAAGAGACGGACUGUAUGAGGGCAGACUUCAGCCUCCUGCGGAACCAGUUCUUGACAGAAAGAAAGCAGGCCCAGAAGCAGGUGGCCAGCCUGAAGGAGGCGCUCAAGACUCAGCGGAGCCAACUGGAAAAAAGUCUUCUGGAGCAAAAAAAGGAGAACAGUUGUAUACAAAAGGAAAUGGCGACAAUCGAACUGGUAGCCCAGGACAACCAUGAGCGGGCCAGGCGCCUGAUGAAAGAGCUCAACCAGAUGCAGCACGAGUACCUGGAGCUCCAGAAACAGGUGGAAAACCAAAAAGAUCUGGAGAGAAGACAAAUGGAAAUCAGUGACGCCAUGAGGACUCUGAAGUCUGAGGUGAAAGAUGAAAUCAGAACCAGCUUGAAGAAUCUCAACCAGUUUCUUCCAGAACUACCAGCAGAUCUGGAAGCGAUUUUGGAAAGAAAUGAAAACCUAGGAGAGUUGGAAAGUCUGAAAGAGAAUUUCCCAUUUACCAUGAACGAGAGACCUUUUGAAGACAAACUGAACUUCUCCCAUGUUCACAUAAAGGACACGCACUGGCGCGGAGAAGCGCUGCGAGAGAAGCUGCGUCACCGGGAAGACCGACUCAAGGCCCAGCUUCGCCACUGUAUGUCCAAGCAAGCAGAAGUACUGAUUAAAGGGAAGCGGCAGACGGAGGGCACCCUGCACAGCCUGAGGAGACAAGUCGAUGCGUUAGGGGAGCUGGUCACCAGCACCUCUGCGGAUUCAGCAUCGUCACCCAGCCUGUCUCAGCUGGAGUCUUCCCUCGCAGACGACUCUCAGUGUGGACACAGUAAGAUCUUCCAUCACGGUCCAUCAGAGCCGUCAGACAGUUACUAACACUGAUGCCAUCCCCAGCUUUCUCACAGGAAACAUGACUGAGCCAAGAUGAAAAAUCCCAUCACUGGCAUAAAUGUAUCUAAGGAAAUACCUUCUCUGCUACCUCACUCACUCACUCUAGUUGGAAUGCCACUUGAUUUUUCUGAGAUUAUGGGAACAAAGAUGCUAAAAUGCCACUCUAGUUUUUUUGCUUGUACCAUCAAUGCCAGCAUUUUUUUGUGAAUCACUUGUAUAUAUGGGAAUAGUUGUAUACAUUUUAAACUGGGGUCCUACAGUGUUUAAUUAUUAAAUGUUUUUAUAAAACCAAUGUAGAUUUUUAACUGCAUAUUUCAAUCUACAAACUAGUAAAUCUAGUUACAAAGAAAAGAAUGUACUUUAGCCCCUCUUCAUGUAUACAGUUAUUUUUGGAUUUUACCUAAAAUUUAUUUUUCAUAUAAAAAUAAAAGAUAUA
Messenger RNA from Lepus europaeus (European hare), 7565 nucleotides. It is a transcript of the gene CNTRL, whose product is annotated as centriolin. Gene Ontology annotation, molecular function: protein binding. Lineage: Eukaryota; Metazoa; Chordata; Mammalia; Lagomorpha; Leporidae. The coding region runs from base 119 to 7114 and encodes 2331 amino acids. The record is from RefSeq and is a predicted model, not a curated record. The transcript has 44 exons.